Molecule: messenger RNA, 3098 nt
Organism: Homarus americanus (American lobster)
Lineage: Eukaryota; Metazoa; Arthropoda; Malacostraca; Decapoda; Nephropidae
Gene: nvd
Product: cholesterol 7-desaturase nvd-like
Exons: 8
Coding region: 146-1285 (379 amino acids)
Biological process (GO): chlorophyll biosynthetic process; cholesterol metabolic process
Cellular component (GO): chloroplast
Molecular function (GO): 2 iron, 2 sulfur cluster binding; chlorophyllide a oxygenase activity
Source: RefSeq, a predicted model, not a curated record
CCCACAUGUUGGUGACUCUCUGAAGGAGGUGACCGCUGGUGUCCGGUCAAGUCUUUACCUGGACGCUCCUCACCUACCUCACUCUAGCUCUCAUCACCUUCCUUCUCUACAGGCUCGCAUUCCAACCCUGGAUAGAUUUCAGGAUAUGACGGAGGUGGGGUGGGGAUGCCUGACGGGAGAAGGGAGAGCGCCCCUAACAGAGAAGAUCCGUGAGGUACAACGUCUCAGGAGGACCGGCAACCUACCGCCCAUAUACCCCAAUGGCUGGUUUGCUGCUGUCGAGUCAAGACAGCUCGCCCGUGGCCAGGUGGUGCCGGUACAAAUGUUCGGGGAGUCUAUGGCAGUGUUCCGUGGCGAGGACGGCGUCGCCCACGUCACAGACGCUUACUGUCCACACAUCGGAGCCAACCUGGCGGUGGGCGGAGUGGUGAAGGGCAACUGUAUUGAGUGUCCCUUCCACGGCUGGCUCUUCAGAGGCUCUGACGGCGCCUGUGUCCACAUACCCUAUUCUGCCAAAGUGCCCAAGACCGCACGAGUUAAGAGAUGGGAGAGCUGUGAGCUGAACGGCUUUGUGUUUGUCUGGCACGACGCUGAGGGUCGCUCGCCUCUGUGGGUGCUGCCAGAGGUCCCAGAAGUUGCUGACGGCUCCUGGAGCUUCCGUGGCCGCACCGUCCACCACGUCCUCGCCCAUAUCCAGGAGAUGCCCGAGAACGGCGCCGACCUGGCCCACCUGGGACACUUGCACGUACCCAGCAUAUUCAAGGGUUCAGACCUCAGACACGUCUUCGCCAACAGCCUGCUACUAGACUUCGCUAAACACUCCUGGAACGGUGAGUGGCAGGUGCGGUCUACCCCUGAGUCCCACAUAGCUGACCUUAGAGUUACACACGCCUUCGCUCUCUUCGGCGGCAAAUUUAAACUCUUUACCAUGACUGUUCGGGCUGAACAGAUCGGGCCGGGUGUUGUCCACCUGCACUUUAACACUGGUCUUGGCUCUGGUGUGCUCGUCCAGACAGUCACACCCAUGGAGGCUCUCAGGCAGAGAGUCGUCCACCAGUUUUACUCCUCAAAGUCCUUCAUCGCCCCUUAUGCCAAGUUCGUCCUAUUAUCGGAGGCCCGACAUUUUGAACGUGACAUAAUGAUCUGGAAUAACAAGCAGUACAUGUCCCAGCCACUGUUAGUGUCAGAAGAUCGCCUCAUCCUCAGAUUCCGUCGAUGGUAUAACCAAUUUUAUUCAGAGAAUAGUCCCAAAUUUACCUUCAAGAAGGAAAAUAUGGAAUGGUAAUUUAUAAUGAAAAUAAACCCAUUAGCUGAUGAUUAGAGUUACCAGGAGUCGCUGUGUGAACGUUUGUUCUGUCCAAGUUCUUUGAUAUACGGGGGUAAAAUUUAGCAAAUUUGAUUAAGUUUUGCCAUGUUUCCUUAUUUGAGUUAGAUACUUGUAAGAGACUUAGCUACACGUGAUCUGUAUGAACAAGGGAAGUGUUAAUUGACGAAUAAGGUAAUCCUGUCGUGAACAUAAUCAUCACGGCCUACAAGUUGAAAUCUCGGCUGCAACACAAGAUUGUCUUGAGGCAAGUGGCAACUUCACACCCAAGACUUCAAAUCCAUGAACAAUGGAUACACAUCAGAUAAUAUCACGAUAAAGACCGGUUAAUACAGUGUAUACUACAUAAGUUGAACGUUAAUUAAUCAAUGAUCGUCAUUUUGAUUUUUCGCUCAAAAUUAGUUUGUAAGGAAAAAAUAAGUAAUCAAAUAAUGAUCGAUCUGUAGAAAUAUACUUCAAUUGAGACUUAACGAAUGUUAUUUUUGUUUUCCCUAGCAAUAUACAGUGCAUGACUAUAUUCAUUUCAUAAAGAAAUGCUGUUCUUAUUGAAGCUUGAGAAAAAGACAGUUUUAUAUGUAAUUUACAUGGAAUAAAUUCUGAGUUAUUUUUGUCAUAAAGAACCUCGGUGAUUUGACUCACAUCAGUCCUUUGUGAUAUUUAUGGUGAAUUAGAUUCAUGUUCAUUAAGUGUUAGUAAUAAUAAGCGGUGAAGUGCUAUUACUAGUUAGUUGUUCAAUGUUGGGAAUAUUCGUGUAGUCAGUUCUUGUUAGUAAAAUAGAGGGAGUUCAUGCCACCUGGUCGACUUGCAUAAUAGAACAGGAAAGCAUUGGGUUCACUGGUGAUGCUGGAGUUGUUUAGUGUACUGUACAAGAGGAUCAGAUAACAUUAAUAUUAUAAUAUCUGCUGUACUUGAAUAAUUGUUGUUUAAACAUUUUUACCUGCUUUAGGCAUUCUGUGGCUUCCAUGGUAAGCUUUCUGCCUUAAACGUUGGUACAUUGUUCCAUAUCCUCUAGACUCGGUAUACGAGCCGCUCAAAGUACUGUAUGAGUUAACCGACAUAUCAGCCCAAAGCCUGAAAAAAUUGCUUUCUGGUGUCCAAAAUUAUUUAAAAUCAAAAUUCAUCCCAAAAAUUUUAAAAUUACUUUCUUUGGCUCCCAUUUUCUUCCUCUUCCUUUCAUAUUGCCUCCUCUCUCCUCACCUUUCUUAUAUAUUAUCGUAUUUUCUUGUUCUGUUACCUAAAUUUGGUUACGUUCCUGCUGUCCUGGAUAUGAAGAUGCCGGGCAAUUUCAGGCCUCUAUUAAAAUCACAUGUGAUCACAGACUGAGAAAAUGAAAUUUUAUGUAGUAUCUCCUCAGAAUAAUUGUGAACCUUUAUUCACUGACGUAAUUUAGUCAACAUGAACUUUACGUUUUCUCAGAGUACAAUCCAAAAUGGCAUAAGUCUCAUCAGUCUUUCCAGAUUUUGUUGUAUUUGUCUUGUUUUAUAUGCCACUAUGUUACGCUCGUCUUUGGUCGAUUAAGUUUACUCCAGCUUGUUCUUACUAUCAGGUGCACUAAAGGUACAAAAUAGCUCUUGAAUUACUAUAACUCAAAGUGUAUGUGCAUGAUAUGAACUGUUUGUUAAUUUUAGUGUUAUCUUUAUUGACCUAUAUUCUUGUUAGUAUAUCUAGAAAGUGAACGUUUAAAACUGCUUGUAGCAUUUUUUUUAUUUCCUAAAAAACAAUAUUAUAUUGUAAAAACAGACGUGCAAAUUAUAAAGAUUAAAUUGCUUGUAAC